Pelagomonas calceolata is the source of this 1208-nucleotide messenger RNA. The record is from the annotation of a GenBank genome assembly. NCBI's taxonomy places the organism in Eukaryota, Pelagophyceae, Pelagomonadales, Pelagomonadaceae.
GGAACCAGAGGUCUUCGCGGCGCAUCGAUUUACGGCGCCUGCGCGGCCUGCAACACGCGCUGCAAGAGCUUCGCUCACAGCAGCAAUCGCCCGGACCGCGCGCGCGCAACUGCGUGCACGCCGCGGCCCUCCAAAGGCCAGACCAGCUCCUCGCCUCCGCGACGUGACCGAGCGCCGCCGACGCAGCGCGCAAAGAUGUUCGCACCCUCCGGCCCCGAGCCCAUCGUGGCCAUCAAGGCCGGUAAAUGUAAAGUAGAACCCCACCGCGACGAGGCGAAGCGCGCCGCCGGGAAGUUGUGGAUCACACCACAAAAGGACCGAGGAGAAGUGAUAGUCGUGAAGAAGGACGACGUGAACCAUUUUCAAUGGAGGAGCCGGGAGAUGCCCUGCGCGGUGGAUCCCAAUAUUGAUACCAUGGUCUUCCCCGGGGACGCCGAGUUCCAAAGGACGUCCACCGGACGGGACGAGGAUCGAGUGUACAUCCUCCAGUUCAAGGCCCAGGAGGACCGGCGCUUCUUCUUCUGGAUGCAGGACGCGGACGAUAGUAACGAUAAGGAGCUCGUCGAGAAGUUAAAUAAAGCUUUAAAUGGUGAUGGUGCUGAUUUGGGGGCUUCAUUGCGAGCUCUGAGGAACAAUCCGGCGCCUGCUCCUGCCGGGCAAGCACCUUUGAGCUUGGACAACAUCCAGGACGUUUUUGCGUCGCUAGACAUGCCCGCCGCUGCACCUGCACCCGCUGGAAGCGUGGACUCGGACGCGCUGGCUCGGUCGCUCGCGGCGGCCAUGUCCUCCCAACAACAGCGUGUUUCAUUGGGUGAUGUGGCGACGGGCGACGCCGUCGACGCUUCUGGUGUGUUGAAUGAUCAAACAGUAGUUGAGAGAUUAUUGCAGCACCUGCCCGAGUCCCAGCGCAACGUCGACGAGUUGAAGACGCUCAUACGGGCGCCGCAGUUCCGCCAGGCCCUAUCGCAGCUGACGAGCGCUUUACUCACCCCCGAAAACUACGCGUCCAUUCUAGCGAACUUUGGAUUGGAGGCGGCGCCUCUCACUGGUGAUCCGGUCCAGAGCUUCCUCGACGCGAUCACGAAGGCCGUCGAGAAGGACGGUGAUGGGGAUGCGAAGAUGGACGACGCCUAGGUUGUCUCCCCCGGCUUUAACGUAUCUUACUUAUCCUGUCGCGCCGAUGGCGUUUGACACAUACAAGGUACUUA